This is a messenger RNA of Cylindrotheca closterium, 294 nucleotides long. NCBI's taxonomy places the organism in Eukaryota, Bacillariophyta, Bacillariophyceae, Bacillariales, Bacillariaceae. The record is from the annotation of a GenBank genome assembly.
CAACUUCACUUUGAAGCUGCCAUGGUCGAUUCUAUGGUCGAAGGAGACGUCUUUGAGCACUGCAAAGAACGUUUCACCGACCUGUGUAUCAUCUUUGACGCAGAAAAGAGAGGUCUUCAACAGAGCCUGGAUGCCAUGUCCAAUGAUCCAGCAAUGAUCAUGAUGGCCCGAGCCCGCCGUGUGGUUCCCAAAGCUUCGUUUGAUCAGUUGAUCAAGUUCCUUGAGCGCAGCUUCUUUUCUUCGUUCUUUGAAAAUUUUCAAUCCUUUGUUAAGAUAAUACUGCUGAAUAAAUGA